Parastagonospora nodorum SN15 is the source of this 735-nucleotide messenger RNA. RefSeq lists its product as hypothetical. The record is from RefSeq and is a predicted model, not a curated record. The transcript is spliced from 3 exons. The coding region runs from base 1 to 735 and encodes 244 amino acids. Lineage: Eukaryota; Fungi; Ascomycota; Dothideomycetes; Pleosporales; Phaeosphaeriaceae.
AUGUCUCUAAUCCAACCCGGCUUCGCCAUCCGCCGCAACGGCUCAUGCCCCGCCGGCCUCGAAGUCGACUGCGGCGGAACUGAACCACCAUUCCACGCAUGCUGCCCAUCCUCGUUCACCUGCCCCGGUCCUCAAUACAAUGUAGUAUGCUGUCCUUCAGACGCGAUUGAUUGUAACCACACGACGUUGACGAACGUGCCGCAGCCGACCUGCGCCAAUUCGACAUGGGACAUGUUCGACAACAACGGGUUGUUUUGCUAUGGGUGUGGGAUUCCCGAUGUGUCGCUUAGUGUGAGUGUAAGCAUGUUGAGUACGGUCGCGGUGGGCCUUGAACGAUCCUCCACGUCUAUUGCCCUAUCAAGCCUAUCCUCCGCGUCUGCGAGUCCCUCGACAGUGCCUACACCAAGCCCCUCUCCGCUAGCACAAUAUUCUCCUUCGACUUCGGUCGGCGCAAUCGCUGGGGCUGUCAUAGGAAGCAUCGCGGCUCUUCUACUUGUCAUGAUUCUUACGUGGUACCUGAUGCGCCUAAGACGUCGUCAAGGGGUCACAGGAUUUAGCGGCGAGACUCGGGACCGACCAGAACAGAGUGGAAAGGACAUAUAUCGGGUGGAAGCAGGAGGCCAGGAUAUACAUGAGGCGAAUGAGCACGGCUCGAAGCCAGAUGUGGAGCUACCUGCCAUGCCUCAUCCAGUGGAAUUGGAUGGCACAGGUGGUUUUAGGCGCGACGGUAUUUAG